AUGGCACGCUCACUUACUUUAAGGUAUGACACCAUAAAUGGAGAUCCAUGCAAUGGAAAAUCACCACAUAAGGAAAACACCCUCCUCAUAACUGUCGUAGCAGUACCUGUGGUGAUAAUGGCAUUGCUGGCAUGUACAUUGACAGUGUUUUGUUUCUGCAGAAAGCAAGGUCCCAAAAGUCAAGAAAACUGUAAAGGUCAUAUACACACAUCCGACAGCCGUGAAUUCACAUAUGCGGAGUUGGUUGCAAUAACAAACAAUUUUUCCGCAUGCAUUGGUGAAGGAGGUUAUGGACCUGUCUUCCAUGGCCAAUUAAAAGAUGGUACCCAGGUUGCUGUCAAGAUGCAUUCUCCAACAUCAGCAACAGGAAAAGGGAUGGAAGAGUUUUUAGCUGAGGUUGGGAGCUUAACAACCGUGCACCAUAGGUAUCUCGUUGUGCUGGUUGGCUACUGCACUGACAAGGACCAUUUAGCUCUAAUUUAUGAGUACAUGCCUAAUGGAAGUCUUUAUGAUAACAUACAAGGCAGAAAUGCAAUUGUUCAGACACUGGGAUGGCGUGAUCGAGCACGGAUUGCACUUGAAGCUGCCCAAGGUUUGGACUACUUGCACACGGGAUGCGUAUUACCAAUAAUUCAUAGAGACUUGAAGGCGCACAACAUUCUUCUAGGACAUGACAUGGUUGCUAAGAUCUCAGAUUUUGGAUUGUCCAAGUCAUACAUCAAUGUGGCACAAAGUCACAUAUCUGUGACAGCUGCAGGAACUCUAGGCUACAUCGAUCCAGAGUUUGUUUUCAUACCUAUUCUCUUAGAAUCAUGCACAUUGGCCCAACUGCUCUUUUCUAGGUACUGUGUUAGCGGCAGGCUCACCACAAGCAGUGAUGUCUUCAGCUUUGGAGUGGUUUUACUAGAGAUUGUCACAGGUGAACCUCCAAUCUUGCCGACCCCUGUGCAUAUUGUGCAGCGUGUAAAGGAGAAGGUUAUCAUGGGCGAUAUUGAGGCAAUUGUUAAUCGAAGACUUCACUGUCAAUAUGACUUCAGUUCUAUUUGGAAGGUUGUGGACAUGGCCCUGCUUUGCACAAGAGAGGUGUCCAGUGAGAGGCCAACAAUGAGUAUGGUGGUGGCUCAGCUAAAGGACGCUCUAGCACUGGAAGAAUCACGUGUAAGUUCAAGCACCAUUAGCCAAGUCGGUUCUAAUGUGGACCUGUCAAUUAGCUGGGUAGCAUCAGGAAGAUGA
Molecule: messenger RNA, 1233 nt
Organism: Triticum turgidum subsp. durum (durum wheat)
Lineage: Eukaryota; Viridiplantae; Streptophyta; Magnoliopsida; Poales; Poaceae
Source: the annotation of a GenBank genome assembly